Messenger RNA from Amphimedon queenslandica, 1676 nucleotides. RefSeq lists its product as uncharacterized. Bases 58 to 1467 code for a protein of 469 amino acids. The record is from RefSeq and is a predicted model, not a curated record. Gene Ontology annotation, biological process: cilium assembly. The transcript has 10 exons. Gene Ontology annotation, cellular component: ciliary transition zone. Lineage: Eukaryota; Metazoa; Porifera; Demospongiae; Haplosclerida; Niphatidae.
UGAGUGAGCCACUCCCCCAUGUUACAUAGCAACAAUUAAUUAAUUAACAAUCCAACAAUGGCGGAUCACGAUUCUCUACACAUCUCUGACUUACAAUCGACUGCUCUCUCGAGCCAAGGGGCUGGGGCUCCCCCUGGACAGAAUACGAUGGACCAAGAAAUAAAAACUAACAGGAAAUCAAGGAAUAGAAGAAGAACAAAGAAGAGUUCGCCUCAAAAUGAAGCCACAACAGUCCCUCCUCUAAAGUCUGCGGUCGAUAUUCCCCCCGACUCAAACCAGUUAAACGAGUCUUACAUGAACGCUUUACGGGCCAGAUUGGAUCCGCUGUCACACCCACCUGCUGCCAUGGAAACCGAAACACCCUCACUAAGCGAAGGGAGUGCGGGGGAAGGUUUUAAAGCAUCAAAACAAAAGAAAAAGAGGAGGAAAGAGGGAGGGACGGAGAAUACAAAUUUAUAUCCUUCAGGAGAAGGAGGUAAUGUUGAAAGGAGUCCUGCUGAAGAUCGUACAGUGUCACCUCCUCCUCUCCCUCCCUCUCUCCCUCAGCCUCCUCCUGUUAGUGUACAAUUAGAAGGAAGAGAACCAAAUGACCCACUUCUGCUGGUUGAUGAUGAAGAUGUUAUUGAUACAGUAGGAGGAGGAGGAGAAGGAGUUCAGCAAUACAUUAACACACACAAUAAAACUCAGUCUUCAUUGCUAGUUACAAAGGAAAGCAAUCACGGCAACAAUCUUGUCUUCCAGCAGCAAAAAGAUACUGGUGGAUUCAUUCAUCUUAAAGGAGGUCCUGGUUUGCAAGGAGAGGAAGGAGUUGAUGGUGGAGAGAUGUCAACUAGUGAUUUGAGUACUCCUCAUUUUGUCUUAGUUGUACAUUCUUUCCUUAAUACAAUGGUCAUGAUUAUGCAUGGAUUAAUAGCAGGAUUGUCAUUGUGGGACACUUCAGUCUCUUACUCUAUCAAUGCACAGCACAGCCAGUCAACACUUUUAUUCUAUUAUCAUCAUUUUCCACUCAUCCUCCAUGCCAUAUAUCUGUUUACCAUUACAAGUAUAAUCGUGAUACUGAUGGAUAGGUUGGAUAUUGCUAAGGUGACAGUUGAAUGCAUCAGAGGUUGCUUGCAAGGAAGCCUUCUGGCAAUUGGAGCAGCUUUCUUUUUCAUGCUAAUUGCUUUUAUGGUAACAAUUGUGUCUGCUUUCCUUGAUAGUAGGAUAUCAUUAUUCACUGAUGAUCCAACUCUAUGGCCUGAUCUAUUAUCUAUCAGUAACAGCACUACCCUCACUGCAUUCACUGCUGGUAACAGCACACACUAUUCAUUAAAUGCUAAUGGUGUCAGUGGCUAUGCAACCGGUUGGUUGAUACUAAACAUACUAAGGACAAUAUCACUCAUACUUAGCUGGAUAAUUCUUGCAUGGGUACAAUCUGCUGACAGAUUAAAAGAAUACGUCACAGCCUUGACUAUCACCUCCAGUUGAUGUAGAAUGUAAUUUUAUGCCAAAGAUGAAGUAACCAUUAUUCUAACUGUUGGUCAUAAUUAUUUUAUUAUUAUUAUUAUUAUUAUUAUUAUUAUUAUUAUUAUUAUUAUUAUAUUAAUUUUUAUUUAAGAGUAGACAGAUUCUGUAUUUCUAAAAGCUGUUACUUUAUAAUAAAAAGUAGGUAUUCACUUUCAGAAAGAAUCUUAAAC